Messenger RNA from Zonotrichia leucophrys gambelii, 1540 nucleotides. It is a transcript of the gene CENPU, whose product is annotated as centromere protein U. The record is from RefSeq and is a predicted model, not a curated record. Bases 163 to 1200 code for a protein of 345 amino acids. Gene Ontology annotation, cellular component: nucleus. NCBI's taxonomy places the organism in Eukaryota, Metazoa, Chordata, Aves, Passeriformes, Passerellidae. The transcript has 12 exons.
CCCUUCCUUCCUGCCCGCUCGGCGCGCGCGUUCCAAAGGCGGCGGGAGGCUGCCCUGAGGGGCCGGGCCGGCGGGACCGGCUUGUGCCGCUUCUGGAGUGAGCUGAGCCCAACAGCCUGAAGGAACAAAGAAUAGCUUGAGCAGUGUUUACUGAAAAGCGAAAUGUCCUCAAAGAAGAAAAUAAAGAAGAAUCGUACCAGCUAUAAGCCAGAGGAGCACAAAGCCAACUCCAAUUCUCGUGUGAAAUCUCUUCCGCUUGAGGAGCCAGAUGUCUCAAGGAUAUUGAAGGUAGCAGGCACAAACCAGCUUGAUGAGCUUGAUGAUUCCUUUGAUCACCCUUUGCACAGUACUGCUGUGGAUGCUUAUGGAGAGGAACAGUCACAAAACGAGGCACUCGGUCGUGUUUCAGCACCACAAAGGCAAAAUACAGACAGACGUAAAAAACGGCGUCACUCAAAGCCCUCCAGUGGUGAUGCUCAGGAAUUCAACACAGCUGGUGCUGGAGAGGAGCCCCUUAAGGAGACUGUGAAAACUCUGAAUACUGAAUUCCAGGAAGAAAAGGAGCAGCCCUCAGAGGAGAACACAUCAGAUCCUUCUGUGGAUAACCCACAUUCUGUACAGGUUUGGUGUCCCAAAGAGCUGAAGAGAUCUCCUAGAGAUAUUACAGAACUGGAUGUUGUUCUGGCUGAAGUUGAGAAGAUAGCAGCAAAUUACAGACAAAGCAUAGAAUCAAACAUUUGCAGAAAGGCUAUCAGUGACUUUUCUUCUGCUUUCAAGGAUCAAAUCACUGAUCUUAUAGCAGGAGUCCAGGAAUUAAAGAAUAUGAAGAAGAAAAAUGCUAAGGCAAUAACCAACAUCAAAAAGAAAAGGCAGCAACUGGUGCAAGUCAGAGAAGGGCUAAUUGGAGCUGAACCGCAGCUGACGCAACUACAAAGAGAAUUUGCUGAGUUACAGGAAAGGAAAUCUUCCCUGAGGCAAACAAUUGAAUUAAUUACUGAUUUAAAGGAGCUACAGCAAGACUGUUUGGAUUAUAGAGAAGAAAACCCUCAAAAAAAAGUGGUAUAUGGAACUUCCAGCCUCCCUGCUCUUCUGGUGGAGUCUCGGAGAAUUCUAGGAGCAGAAAGGCACUUUGAGAGUAUCAAUAUGAAACUUGAAGAGGCUCUGGCUGCACAAAAAGAGCAGAAAUCAAAGAAAAAUUAAGUGGCCUUUUAAGACUUUCAGACAUUCAGUAGAAACAGUUAUUAGAAUUGUCAGUGCUUAAAGCUUGUUUAAUCAUUGUUAUUCUGUUUUGUUUCAGUGUUUAAAAGAAGUCAGCAACUUAAAGAUUUUAUCUUUUUAUUGUCAAAUAAAAAAGAUAUCAAGAUGUCAAAUAUCAAUGAAAGGAAAUAGUGAUCACAGUUAAUAGAACAUUUCUGUACUCUGAAUAAUGUUGGGUGUUAAUAUUGUCCUAUUAAAGUAAUCUUGAGAAGACUAUAUUCAUAAAGAGAACACAGACUCUGGUUCAACAAAGAUGAAUAAACAAAUAUGUUUAUUAAAUUUG